Molecule: messenger RNA, 1872 nt
Organism: Penicillium egyptiacum
Lineage: Eukaryota; Fungi; Ascomycota; Eurotiomycetes; Eurotiales; Aspergillaceae
Source: the annotation of a GenBank genome assembly
AUGAGUCAAAGCUCCUCAACCAACCACGGGCGAGGUCGGGGUCGAGCGCAAACCCCUACAUCCCAUCGCCGAAAGCGAAAAGUGCUUAGUUGCGAGCAUUGCCGAUGCUCCAAAUUAAAGUGUGAUCGUAAACAGCCUUGCGGUGCAUGUACGCGGCGAGGGUGGGAGCUGUCGUGCUCAUUCUUGACCACCCCCAGUGUCGCGACUGGGUCCAUUAAUCUUCAUCCAGCAACGUUCAGUCCUUCAUCGUCAAAUGUGACACCCAGGAACACGUUCGCCGCUCCCUUGGCCCCAUUGAGACAACCUGUUGCUAGUGGUUCGGCUGAUAGACUUGAGCGGUCGGGACCCGGUGAAAUUCAAGAUUCCCAGGAUAACCGCUGGGAAGCGGUUCUUCAACGGCCGUUUCCAGAACACGAUCCUGUCGCAGCAACUGACACUUUGUCUCCCUUUUCGAUUGGCCCGAGUAUUUCGCUUCAAGAUAUUAUUGAUAUCUUACCCUCUAGAACCAUCUGCGACUGUCUGGUUUCUCAUUUUUUCAAUCAUAUCUCUGCUCUGUUCCCCAUUCUCCAUGGCCCAACAUUCCAGAAGCAGUAUGUUGCCUUCAUGCAACAGCCCUACCAAGUUGACCUCUCUUGGCUGGCUUUAUUUUUUUCUAUGUGCUCUUUGACAUUGAAUACUAUCGAGCCGAGUGACCCUAGACUGGUUGGUUUAUGGCCAAAGGGGUCACAUUCCAAGGAGCAAGAGGCUGUGACUUUGUCCCGUCGGCUUCAGCAAACUGCCAUGGUUUGUCUUUUACAAGAUCAAUUCUUUAUCCGACAUAAACUCAGCACAUUCGAGGCUUUGCUGAUGGUGAUAUAUAACCUUUCUCAUAACGAGUCUGUCGAUCAAGGGUGGGCCUUGUUAGGUAUGGCCUUAAACAUCGGCAUAGCCCUACGGUGCAAUGUUGAUUCUCAGGGACUUGACCAUCUUGAGACUGAGAGACGUCGACGCUGCUGGGUUGGUAUAUUGACAUUACAUACCUACCAAGCUAUUCUCUUUCGGGAUAUCGACAUGUCAUUCCUUCUUGAUAUAAAAACCACAAUGCCCGCCGAUGUCAAUGAUGCUGAUAUCACCCAAGAGGGCAUCUCGCGGCCAUCUAGUGCACCCACGCAGAUGUCCAUGAUGAUGUUUAAAGUUCGGCUUUUCCGGAUCUCCACUCAGAUCUGUCACCACAUAUCUGGUCCCUCACGAUUUGAGGUAGAGCCAUUGAAGGAGUUUGAUGCGACAAUCGCCGAGGAACAACGGAGAUGGGACUCGACCUAUUUAGUGGAUGGUGUCCCAAACAUAUUGGAUUCGAGUUACGCAUAUUGGUGCAUUCUACAAACCUAUGCACACCAGCUUUACCUUCUACUACAUCGUCCUUUUCGCCAUUCUCGGUCACCAUGCUUCCUUGCCACAUCCAGAGAGAGGUGUAUAGCUUCCAGUGCUGCCUUAAUAGGCAUCCAUCGUCAUAUCUACGAAGUUCCACUGCUUCGACCAUAUCUCUGGUUGCUCAGGGGCGUUACAAGCUUAGAGGCACUUCACGCUGCUGUGGCGCUCAACUCGUGCCUUCUAGAUAUGCCAUUGUCUUUUGAGUCAGGCCCGUACCGGCAGGAGUUGAACAAACUCGUCCUUCGAAUGGAGAACCUUUCUCAUCGAAGUGCUAUCUGUUUGAAGGCGCAUCGCAUUCUUCUUCAAUUACAAGCCCCGUUUGGCGCAGAAAACCAGCAACUACCGAAUUCGGAAAGUCGGUUCGAGAGCACAAUUGAAGACUGGACUGAUAUGCGGGAAUGGUUUGGGCCGGAUCUUUUCAACUGGAACUUGGAUAACGUUGGCAAUCUUCCUGCAGUUUAA